CUCCAAAGUUUCCUUUCUUGUUUCUUCACGUGCCUGAGAGCAAAGAGAAUUUUUGGAUAAGAAGCUGCUGGGAAAUCAAGCCCUCUGAUCUGAGACCAGCCAGUGUUGCUGCUUCUCCAGUCUAUAUGACGCAUCUUUUAAGCUGGUGUGAUCACUCUGCUGCCCUCUACUGUUAGGAGUGGGCUCAGCAUGGAGACGCAUUAAUUAGCGCUCAGCAGUAUUACUUACUAGCACUAUUAUUAAAGGUCUUAUUAGUAUGAAUGACCAUAUUCUUGACAUUGGGAAGCGUGGGCUGCAGGGUUGAGAAUGAAUACACGAUCAGUGUAGGAUCAAACCUGACCAACGCUGCUUUGACUUUUUGUGUUCAUUUUUUUAAAGAGAUGAAAUGUAGAGUUUGAUGUAUUUUGCACAUGUUCUUCUGAAAGAGGUCCUUCCCCUUGAGUGUGAGGAUGUUGAAGAUAUUGAAGAUAUUGGUAGUCCUGAUGUGAAAGCAGAGCUUCCCUCCCACCUCAGCAUCACUAAGGAUGUUAUGGAGCGCUGCAUUCAUCUGCUGUCUGAUCCCAGCCUCAGGCUCCGACUCAAGGUACUGGACGUGCUGGAGUUGUGCCUUCAGGUGCUGAGUGAGAGGGAAAAUGAACUGCUGCCUAUGGCUCAUCGCUGCUGGCCAGCACUCCUGCAGAGACUCACAGCCGAUGACCCAUUAGCCGUCCUCAGAGCCUUCAGGGGCUGCCGUGCAGGUCACCUACAGCUCCACCAGUCACACGUCUGUACCAUCAGGGGAGCCCACUGGAGACAAGUCCACAGGAAGCAUGUGGAAGAUGAUUCUGGUGCUGCUGCCUUUAGCUGUGUUAUCAGCUGUGUGCUACUACGCCUACGCCUACAUCGUGUGAUGAACAGUGGAAGGAUUGUUCCAUCGAUGUCACAUCGAGAUUCUUUUUUUGUGCUUCACCACUUUUUACUUGGACUCUGCUACAGUAGCUUCACAUUCUGCUGUCCAACUUUAAAGCCAAAGCUUCUAGUGACCAGCCAGUUUUGAGUUUUUACAACUGUAAUACUGUCGAUUAUGUUAUUGUUAAUACAG
Molecule: messenger RNA, 1081 nt
Organism: Oreochromis niloticus (Nile tilapia)
Lineage: Eukaryota; Metazoa; Chordata; Actinopteri; Cichliformes; Cichlidae
Exons: 4
Coding region: 398-1036 (212 amino acids)
Cellular component (GO): cytoplasm
Source: RefSeq, a predicted model, not a curated record